Molecule: messenger RNA, 666 nt
Organism: Fusarium vanettenii 77-13-4
Lineage: Eukaryota; Fungi; Ascomycota; Sordariomycetes; Hypocreales; Nectriaceae
Exons: 2
Coding region: 1-666 (221 amino acids)
Biological process (GO): secondary metabolic process
Cellular component (GO): cytoplasm; cytosol
Molecular function (GO): carboxy-lyase activity; hydrolase activity
Source: RefSeq, a predicted model, not a curated record
AUGUCUCGGAGAGACCCCAUUCUCUUCGGCGUUGCAUCAAUGAGCUCGGCUUCAAAGGCGCCCUGGUGGACAAUCACACGGGAGGACGAUAUUACGAGGGACCCGAGUACAACAACUUUUGGGCGACUCUCGAGGAGCUUGAUGUUCCUCUUCACCUACCUACAUCCAACGAUGCCUCCAAGCACCAUGGCCGACUGGUACCAGGGGAGCUACUCCUCCCAACCGAGUAUGGCCAUGUCGCAUUUCGCUUUCGGGUGGCAUUUCGACACUGCCAUACAUGUUCUCCGACUCUACGCGGCAGGAGCUUUUGCCCGCUUCCCAAAUCUGAAGAUUCUACUAGGACAUUUUGGGGAGUCUCUACCUUUCUUCCUGGAACGUGUCCAGUGGUUUAGCGCAAAUUGGGGCCCGAUAAAUCCAAGCUUCCAACAGGUAUAUGCCGAGAACUUUUGGUUCACUACGAAUUUGUUGAAAGGCGUUGCCCCGUUGGCGUGUAUGCUUCAGAAUACCAAGUUGGAUCGAAUCAUGGUUGGCAUCGACUAUCCUUUUCUCAGGAUGCAGGAUGGGGUUGAAUGGAUCGAGCAAGUGCGAGCUAGUGGAUUGUUAAAGGAACAAGAACUGGAAAUGAUUCUUUAUCGAAACGGAGAAUCAUUUCUCAACAUUAAGUAG